Molecule: messenger RNA, 1115 nt
Organism: Fopius arisanus
Lineage: Eukaryota; Metazoa; Arthropoda; Insecta; Hymenoptera; Braconidae
Exons: 3
Coding region: 88-966 (292 amino acids)
Source: RefSeq, a predicted model, not a curated record
UCCCGUGAAGCAUGUUCAAUUCCAUUGACAUUUCCAUAAUCAUUUUGUCGUAGAAAUAUUUACGUUUUUUAGAGAUAGUUUUUAAGGAUGACCGGCGACGAGGGCAGGAGUACAGAUAUCUCAGUCUCGAUGUCCUCAGACACAUCUGCAGAAAUUAAGAAGCUAAAAAAAAAUGACCAAAAGUCGAAUCAAUCCCCGAAAAAUCCUAAAUCAUCGAAAAAUGUUUGCAAGGAUUGGGAGCCGAGUGAGUGCCUUUGCCACGCUUAUAGAAUAACCUCAUGCGUUCCCCCAAUGAACUUGGACGAGGGUUCCGGUGAAAUAAAUCCCUCAAGCCCCCGGAAAUUCUCCUGGAAAUGGCCUCGUCCAGCCCCGAGGUCAGAGAAGCCCUACACAAAGUUUGAGACCACGAGGGGAAUAGAUCCGAAUCCCUCCAGGGUUUUACCCCCAAAUAUCACUCGAGACUUUCAGGAGAUUCAUAAAAAAUUCAAGAAUAUCACUGGAAAAAUUGAAAUCUACUAUUUUGAUCACGGUAAUGCAUCGUACUAUCGUACAACCGAUGCAAUUCCGCUGCUGACGAUGGAAAAAUUCGCUGACAAGACAGACCAAGCGGCCACUCGAUUCUGGGCUGAAUUUUUCGGAACAAUAAACAUAGGAAUAACAUUCAUAACAGCAUUCCUCCUUCAACUGCUUCGAUUUACUCUGUACAGCUUGAUAAGGCCCCUAACGAUUGGAAUAAUUCAAUUACUAUCCGACUACUUGAUCAAGCCCCUCCUAACGAUAAUAUUCAAUGCCCUGAUUCAGCCAGUUCUCAUUCUACUGUACAAUAUUGCAACGUCCUUGCGAGAUCUCUGCGAACCAAUAGCUGAGGCAAUAGGUUUUUUUAUCCGUGAAUUGUCACGACUUUUUCAAGCAAUAAGACUCGUAGAGGUCAAUAGAAACGUAAUCAACGGAAAUAUUCCCACGUGAUCGAUGAUUAAUAACAACAACCGAAGAACAUUUCAACGCCAGGUAUAUAUUCAUUACUAUUCAAUUUAUGUUUACAAUAUUGUUAUUGUUUUUAAUUUUUUUUUUUUCAUUUACCUUUUCUCAUUUGAAUUUUUACAGAACAAUUAUUA